Annulohypoxylon truncatum is the source of this 1442-nucleotide messenger RNA. Its product is annotated as NAD(P)-binding protein. Bases 370 to 1296 code for a protein of 308 amino acids. Gene Ontology annotation, molecular function: oxidoreductase activity, acting on the CH-OH group of donors, NAD or NADP as acceptor. The record is from RefSeq and is a predicted model, not a curated record. The transcript has 4 exons. NCBI's taxonomy places the organism in Eukaryota, Fungi, Ascomycota, Sordariomycetes, Xylariales, Hypoxylaceae.
UCAUAUCCUUCAGCAUUCACUCCAACAUUGAGUAUUUUUUUCAUCUUUCCUAAUUGCUAUGAUAUUUAUUAAUUUCUCUUCCACAUAAUUAAAACCCGCUACUCGAUUAAAUCGAGUCCUGAGGAUAGCUAAGAGUUACGUCGGAGAUACCUUCGCAGUUCGCAACGAAGCAGAGCCAGGUCCGGAGUUUACGAAUCCUAAAAAAUUACGUAGAUCUCUGACGUGCAUAAUAAACGUACAAGAACACGCCGAUUUUCGCAGUACUUAUACGUCUCACCGCUCUCUAAUAGCAAUUAGAGGCCUGACGUUCGAGAGGUACCUCUGUUAAGACGUUCCCCUUUCUCCAUUCGAAUUUGCAAGCAUCCCAAAAUGGCAGGAUGGUCGCUACAAGAAGAGCUUGCGACACUUACAUAUCCGCCUGUCCCUCCAAAUUUUGGUGCGAAUUACUGCGAAACAAUUCGUUAUGACACAUAUGAGUAUAUCGACCCCGUAACUAAGUCUAAUUGUGAAGGAAAAGCCGUCUUGAUAACAGGGGGCAAUAAGGGAAUUGGUAAAGGGGUUGCCAUAUCCUACGCAAGAGCUGGGGCAUCCUAUAUUGCCAUCACGUCCCGCUCAGAUGCUCCCGAUGCCGUGACAGAUAUUGAAAAGGCCGCGAUAGACGCUGGUCGGAAACGGCCAGCAGUAACCCUACUUCGGAUGGACGUCGCCGAUCCAACGAGCGUGAAGGAUGCCGCUCACGUUCUGGAGGUGAAUUGGGGUCGGCUCGACAUCCUCAUCGGUAACGCAGGCUUCUUAGCAAGCUACGACAAAAUUCUAGAUGGAGACGAAGACGAAUGGUGGAAGAGCUUCGAAGUUAACGUUCGUGGAAGUUAUCUCGUCGCCAAGUCUUUCCUGCCCUUAAUGCUAAAAGGUGGCGACAAGACCAUCAUCAACAUGUCAUCAACCGGGGUGUCGCACUUCCACACUGGCGGAAGUAGCUAUCAGAUCAGCAAGUUUGCUCUAUUAAGACUCACGGAAUAUUUUAUGGCAGAGUACGCCGAUCAGGAUCUCCUAACUUAUUCUGUACACCCAGGCGGAGUAGCGACAGAUUUAGCCCGGCGGCUUCCAGAGCAGACACAAGCGUGGCUUAAGUGCACUCCAGCGCUGGGUGGAGAUACCAUCGCGUUUCUAACGAGCCAAAGGCAGCCUUGGCUGGCGGGAAGGUAUCUUAGUGCUAUGUGGGAUAUGGCCGAAUUCUUUUCUAAGAAAGAUGAGAUCAUUGCAAAGGACUCCUUAAAGAUGAAGUUGACAUUUUGAGCUUGAUAUCAGUUAUCACGAUGCAGAGCUAGCAAGCAAGAAGUUGAGUUAACUCUCGCUUAGGAAUACACUAGGUACCUACCUCUAAGUGCCCUUCAUUUGCUCUGUUCUAGGGAUAGUCAUAAAUAGACUCCUUGCAGGCCAAA